UCAAAAUAAAAACUAAUUCAUGUGGAAAUAUGCCUCCAGACCUAAAGUACAGAUCCACACUCACUUAAAACUCGCCCCUCCAGCAUUUUUGGCUCGGCCCCAAAUGUCUUGAGUGUGUAGCAGCAGCCCUGCACCGUUAUGUCUGCUGCAUUGAUACAAGACAAAUUUAAAACAUUAGCAUUGCUUGGCCUAAGUCACAACACGUUAUUUCUUCUGAUGGCUGUGUGGUGGAUUUCUUUAAAAGGGCUGGGCAAAACCAUGUCCAGUUUUACAUUGGGUGAGGUUAUUCCCUUAGCAGCAUCUUGUCAAAUGACCUAAACAAGCGUGGCUAUUUGCCGAGAAGCUCAGCAAAUAAGUUGAUCUUGCAAUGCUAUUUAUGCCGUCAAUGCAACCUAGCACUUAGUAACCUGUUGACACUAAAAUAGUGAUGCCAUUUAAUUGGUGUGUUUAUUUGCUGAUCAAGCAGCUCAGCAAAUAAUUCAUUAUUGUGUAGUUAUUUACUGAGCAGUUUGACAGUCAGUCAAAAUAGUAACUUACUGUUAUUUAGUUAAGAACUUAUAAAUUGGCAGAACCCCACCUUAUCGUAAAGGAUGGUAACAAACUGCCAUGAAAUAGUGAUGGCAAGACCGUUACCACACACUGCUUGAUAAAUGGGAGCUAAGAAGGUAGUAACCUAUUGUUUCAUAAUUAGUUCAGAACUAUUUAUAAACUAACCUUCGUGGCAGUCACAUACGCCUGCUUCUGCCCUGUAUGUUUUUGUUCAUUUGUACCUCUGUGGUGAAGUGGUUAGCACACCUAUGAAUCUGCAGGCCUUGGUUAAAAUCCUAUCCCGGGCAGUCGGUGCGCCCUCCACUCAACUAUGUAUCCUCCCAAUUAGGCUAAUUGAUAAGUGGGUACCUGAAGAAACCUAGGAAAGGUAAACUGUUUUAAUCCAGAUGCUGCACUUGCCCUGUGUCCUUGUGUAAUGGGUUACUACCCACCACAGGCUCAUGGUCUAAUGUGACAGAGAUGAGCAUCGAGGUCAUGUGCAACUUCAGCAUAUGCCCCCAACUUUACCAAAGCAUGGAUUCCGAACGUGAGAAGUUCCGCACCUACAUAGAGAAGACUGGGGUGAUGUCUGCCCUGACGGACGCUCUGGUGCAGCUGUACGAGGAGCAAGAACGGCCAUCUGAUGCCCUGGGUCACAUUAAAAAAACUCUGGGUUCCGUGACUCCCUCCAUCCAGCACUGCCAUAUGUUGGAGGAGACGAUCAAGGAGCAGGAAGCCAUCAUUGAGAACCAGCACAUCCAGAUCAGUGAGCUCACAGCGGAGGUGAAGAACCUGCGUGAACUCCUGCCACAUUUGGAGAACCGAGGGUCUGAGGCAGGAGCAGGAGCAGUUCCACCACCAGCAACCACAGCUCCUUCUAGACCCUCUAAUGAAACUCCCCGCAACUCUUCUUGAGCUCUCUUAAAGGCAGGUGGUGAAGUAAAGGUUGUUGCAAGAGGAUUUCCUAUAAUUUUCGGAGGAGCUUCUAUUUUCCUUUGUCUCGAUGUAAUUUUUAUAGCCUAAGUGUUUUCCCCUUAAAAGUCAACAUGGCUGUCUUCAUCUUGUCACUUCUCUGUAUUGCCUCACAAUUACUGUCAUUUGCAAACUUGAUACUAUUUCAUUCUAUUUAAAUACUAUUAAAAAAAAUGAGCACACCAUCAGUACAUCUACAGAUUAUAUAGUUAAGUAAUGUGAUUAUUAUUUCAUUACAGUGUCAGUCAGUCAGUCAGUUGGUCAGUCUGCAGCACAACUGUUUUGAGCGUCAAGUCACAAAACAGACGGCUUCAAUCUGUUUACUUGUAUACUUACUUUUUGAUGGUUAAGAUAGAUAGUAAUAGAAUGCGUACCUCAUUAUACAGAAUUCUUGUUUACUUAUGUUGAGAAUACACAUAGUAACCUACACACACACACACACACACACACACACACACAGGCACAAAGCUAUACACUGCCCAUAAAAAGACAAAAUACAAGUUAUUGUUGUAAUAAUUUUUUCCCAAUCAUGACUGGUCCAUAUCAGUCUCUGUAAUCAAGGAAGUAAUGAAACAAAGAUAGUAAAAAAUAAAAGAAAAAUAUAAAAUUGAACAAAACUGAAGUGACUCCUUGGGAAUUUAGUAAAUAUUAUAAUUCACCAUAUUGUAAAUUAUUCUUAAACAAGCAGUUGAAUAACCAAUUAAUUUUGAGAGGAUAGAAUUGUAUCAGUUGUACAGAAAAAGGAGUAAAAUAUGAUGUGACUGCAAAAAUAAUGCCAUCACUGUUCAAACUGGUGCUAAAAAUUCAUAAAAAAACAGGAUAUCUAAGCACUUAAAUCCCUGUAAGUAAGAAUGUUUUACCAACUUGUCUUCUGUCAUGCUCAGUGGCAAGAUCAGGAGCUUUUUGAGGCCGAGGUCAGUCAGUUGUCUAAGGAAGGAGUCAUUGCCUGGAGCCCGUUUAGUCACCUCAGUGCUGGGGAGCUUCAGUAGUGUGUUAAAUUUACAGUUCCAAAGUGGGAGGCAUUGAUCCCUCCUGCCUCCCCCCUCCAAUGCUCUAUUUAUUUAGUGACAGUAAAAUUAUUAUUGCCAUUUUUAAAGUAAUAAAGAAUAAACAUCUUUUGGUAGAGGUAAACAUAGUAUGUAGUGACAGCCUAAAAUCAUGUUGGGCAAGUAAUUUUGCUAAAUAGUAUUGGCAUUUGUUUUUUUAACAAUAAUUAUUGAUUCAUUCAUCUUUGUUUCUUGUUUCAGUAAUAGUUGCAACAGGAGGAUGAUAAAUAUUAAAUAUGAAUUGUUAAUGCAGUCAUUAGUCAGUGUAAGCUCCAUGAUGAAUAUCAGACACAUCAGUGAUCAUUUUCUCAUGACAAAUUUUCCCUUGUGGUAAGGCUGUCUGUGGAUGUACUUUGUGUGAUCCCACCUGACUUGUAUACCUUUAAGUGUUAGGAAGAUGGAGGCUUAUUUUUAUAUACCAUUAUAUUAGAUUAACUCAAUAAAAAUUCUCCAACUAUGAAAAUGUA
This is a messenger RNA of Eriocheir sinensis (Chinese mitten crab), 3013 nucleotides long. Its product is annotated as c-Myc-binding protein homolog. The transcript has 4 exons. Gene Ontology annotation, biological process: regulation of DNA-templated transcription. Lineage: Eukaryota; Metazoa; Arthropoda; Malacostraca; Decapoda; Varunidae. The coding region runs from base 1009 to 1443 and encodes 144 amino acids. The record is from RefSeq and is a predicted model, not a curated record. Gene Ontology annotation, cellular component: nucleus. Gene Ontology annotation, molecular function: transcription coactivator activity.